Messenger RNA from Larimichthys crocea (large yellow croaker), 4423 nucleotides. RefSeq names its product NDRG family member 4 (gene ndrg4). Lineage: Eukaryota; Metazoa; Chordata; Actinopteri; Sciaenidae. The coding region runs from base 34 to 1347 and encodes 437 amino acids. The record is from RefSeq and is a predicted model, not a curated record. The transcript is spliced from 17 exons.
UGUUGCCAUGCUGAUUGCAGGUUGCUGUCCAGGAUGGCGGGGAUGAAGGAGCAGCAGUUCACGGAGGAGAAGCCCCUGCUGCCGGAGCAGCGAGGAGUGGACUCAGACAUGCAGGAUAAAGGAGAGGAGGCAUCGGGGGGUUUACCGUGCCCCGCCAGCCCCGCGCCACUUACCCAACCCCCUCCCCAAAGCCGCCCCACUCACCGCUGGCAUGUGAUCGCACGGCACUGGCUCCGCCAGGCCCGCCGUCGGACCAGCGGGGUCCUCCCGGAGAGCUGUGAACAGCUGAUGCCGGUUGGGGAUUGGAAGGAACAUGACAUCGAGACCCCUUUCGGGAUGCUGCAUGUGGUGAUCCGCGGGGCGCCCAAAGGGAACAGGCCUGCUAUCCUCACCUAUCACGAUGUGGGACUGAACCACAAGCUGUGCUUCAACACUUUCUUCAACAACGAGGACAUGCAGGAGAUCACCAAGCACUUUGUGGUCUGCCACAUCGACGCCCCGGGGCAACAGAUCGGAGCGUCGCAGCUGCCACAGGGGUACCAGUACCCUACUAUGGACCAGUUGGCUGGGAUGCUGCCCACUGUGGUGCAACACUUUGGAUUUAAGAGCAUCGUUGGGAUCGGAGUCGGAGCUGGAGCUUACAUCCUGGCCAAGUUUGCUCUGAUCUUCCCUGACCUGGUGGAGGGUUUGGUCCUGCUCAACAUCGACCCCAAUGGCAAAGGAUGGAUCGACUGGGCUGCCACCAAGCUGUCCGGUCUGACCAGCGCUCUGCCAGAUACCGUGCUGCCACACCUUUUCAGCCAGGAGGAGCUGAUGAACAACACAGAGCUGGUGCAGAGCUACCGGCAACAGAUCAACAACACCAUCAACCAGUUCAACCUGCAGCUCUUCUGGAACAUGUACAACAGUCGGAGGGACCUCGAGAUGAAUCGCAGCGGGACGGUGAUCAACGCCAAAACUCUGAAGUGUCCCGUCAUGCUGGUGGUUGGAGACAACGCCCCCGCUGAGGAGGGAGUGGUCGAGUGCAACUCCAAACUGGACCCGACCAACACCACCUUCCUGAAGAUGGCUGACUCUGGUGGACUUCCUCAGCUCACACAGCCUGGCAAGCUGACUGAAGCCUUCAAGUACUUCCUGCAGGGAAUGGGCUACAUCGCUUAUGUGAAGGAUCGGAGGUUGAGUGGAGGGCCAGUGCCCUCCGCCAGCAUGACCCGCCUGGCUCGCUCCAGGACGGCCUCCCUGACUAGUGCCAGCUCCAUGGACGGGUCCCGCUCUCGUGCCUGCACCCAUUCCGACAGCACCGAUGGAGUUGGCACGGUCACCCACACCAUGGAGGUGUCCUGCUGAGGGGUCGGCCAACCCGUAGAAAGAGAGGGGAGGGGAAGGGGUUAGAGGGAUGGAAAAAAGAAAGAAACAGGAAGGGAUGGCAGCAAAGAGGAGAAGGUGGAGGUCUGCCAUCUUCUUUCCUUCCUCCAAUGUAAAAUACCAUACGUACGGCUACUAAAACCCCCAACCACACCUGUCACCCGGCACUUAAAGAUUUAAGCAACUUGUUUUUGUUCCCUAAGUGUCAUUCUUGUGUUUGCUAAGUGUCUCCUCCAUCUUUGCCUGCAACCUUUUUUAACCCUCCCCCCACCCCCCAAACACCACCAUCACCAUCGCCAUCAGCACCAACCUACGAAAAAAGAAAGUCAACAAUCCGCUCAGCAAUACGUGAUAAUGAGACAAUGAGCUGCUCUUAAUGACGGAGGUGAAAGUGCAGGAUAUACCAAGGAGAGCAGAAGUUUUAGCAUCAGUGUUUUGGAAGCAGUUUUCUUCUUUUAUCGUACAGACAAAAUGUGAGCGUCUCUCUCUCUGAUGUUUUGUAAGGGAUCGGUUAUUUCUCUCCACGAAUGACAGGAUGUCCAGAAUUGAACAGACAGCAGAACACAGCCUAUCGUAGCCGAGUGCACCUGUAGUGCUUAGAGAGGAUUUGUUAGUUUGUUUUGUAGUCUAAGAGCAUAGCUAGAGUACACCACACUGAUUUAAAGCUGCACUUGGUAGGAUUUUAUUUCAAACUUAAACUACACGUAAAGUAGACCAUCGUCGGCGUACGUGCAUUUCGGGAGAAAUGUACUUGGAGCUUGUUGUUUAUCGAUGGACUUAUAUUAGCAUCACAAGCUUUUCCAGUAGGCGUCUUUGUAAUAAUAGAUGAGUCUGUCUGAGGCUGGCGUCCAUGAACUCUUAUUACAUCCUGAGAGGAAAUGAAACCCAGGCGCCACAGAAACCUAACCACUACACCACCAGGGAGCUUGGCUGACGCAAAAUGUGCAGCUGCAUCUGUUUUUAUUACUUUUAAUCAUAAUACUCUCUUACAUAACCAAACUUGUGUUUGAGUAAUCUUGAUUUUUUUUUAGCAAGAUGACAAUCUGUAAUUUGUGAGCGACUGGAGUUCAUCUGUUGUUUAAUAUAAGAUGAUACAAUCCAAUGUAGCCAAUGUAGCACAAAAGCAUGUAGAAAACUAACAACAAAGGUGGAAUUGAACUUCCAGACUUUAUUCACUCACCUGUAAUCACGUCAGUAUCUUAUACAGUGACGUUUUUAACAGCUUAAAAAGGCACCGUGAGCUGAAUAGUGUCGUGUGUAAUGUUUGUAUGUAGCAUGUAAACUGAGGAGUAAUAUUUUAUCUGUAUGAGCUCAAAAUCAGACACAUAUUAAUCAGGACACUGAUUAUCUUUAUGUGUGAUUCUGUAUGGAGCAUCACAGACCAGACCAGUGUACUGAUUGUAUUAAUUAUAAGUUCAGUUCUUCCCUUAUUUGAAGCGACAUUAGUGCAGUGCAGCUUUAAGGUGUGUAUCAUCUCAAUUCUAAGACAAUCCACUACAUGAACAUAGGCUGUAACAUGUAUUUAUUAACACGUAUAUGCAUGUCAAUGUGAAAGUAAUCUUAGGGCAUUCUAGUAUCUGAGUAGUAAAUAGUAUUAGGGCAUUCUUCAUUAGCACCUUACAUGUGGCUAGUUACACAGAGCCACGGAUGCAUCAUCAGUCUUUAACUCCAGUGCAUGGACGUGGUUCUGGCCGUAGUCGGCUCUUUGUGGUCUCUAACAUGACAAUCACACUCUGACCCAAAACCAAACCAGACCAAGGGGACCGAGGCAGGACCAGGCUGACCCUGACAAACUCUUUGUUUUCGGGGGGGGGUCACCACCAAAGAACUCGCAGCAGCCUUCCCUUACAGCGCCCAGCCCCUCUCUGUGGAUAUACCAAAGCUACCCACACACACACACACACACACACACACACACACACACACACACACACACACACACAUAUUUCCAUGCACACAUACAUUUUCACACAUCUUCUCAAAUGAAAGUUGUGUGGGCUGUGCUUUGUAAGGGAACUAAGCCAAAGAAAAGACAUAAAUACACAAAAUUCACACACAAGAAGGAAUUCAUUGCUUUGUGGUCAGUGUGUGUCUCGAUGUGCUGUGUAACCAUAAUCAUUAAUAUAGUACAUAUAUACAGUAACAGUAUAGUUUUAGACUAGUGAAGCUGUGUGCUGUUAUCUGCUCUAAUACUGGACCACUGUCGUUGGUGAUCGGAGAUGGAGCGGGGGGGGGGGUCCCCUGUUUUUUAGUUUAGUAAUGUACAGUGUUCAUGUGCCAUAGUCACCUUUUCCUGUUACCAGUUUUACAAAUAAAACCCUUUGGUCCCCUUUGAGAAAGGGGCGUAGCUUCCAAACGCUGUGGCGUGCGCUUCCCUGAGGUGGCCUGUAAGGGGCGGGGCUUUUUUGGAGCCAUUUGGGCGCCAAGCUCGGAAUGUAGGGCAAACCCCAGCCACCUAAAAAAAAACUAACAAAAAAUAAACAAAUAAAUAAAUCACAAGGUGCCCCGGCUCUCACAGGCAAACCUAGUCGCACCCUAAAGGGCUAUCAGCUGAAGUCACUUUUUAAAAAUGUUGGUAGUGUUAGUCGUGUUUCGGAGCUCCAGGGGGCCCCGGGAGAGUUGACGCAGGAUUGUUAGUCAAACAGAGAGAGAUCCUGAAUGAAUGUUAAAUGUAAAAGAAUGUGUUUUUGUUAAAGCUGGAGAGAUUAUUAAAAGAGUAUCCAACAAAUCCCAACAUGCAGGAAGGAGAGAUUAAUAAAAAGGAUGUUAGACAGUCAGAUCAAAAACCUCCGUCGCUCUUCUUAGAACCUCACGGAUGAAUUUCAUGGACACAGAAGUGUGCAUGUAGUAGAGUUUGAUCAUCUUCCAGUGUUUUUUCACUCUUCACUUAAGCUAUUUUCUGCCAUCUACACGUUGGUUUUCCUCCCACACAACUUCUUCUACCCAAACUGCCUGGGGGAGGGGGUCCUCCUGAAUGUAUUUUGUCCCUUUUUUGAAGUGCUGUACAGUAUCGUCAACCUACGCCUCUCAGAAACCCCUUCACUAUUGUUUGCACUUC